Molecule: messenger RNA, 1461 nt
Organism: Melampsora larici-populina 98AG31
Lineage: Eukaryota; Fungi; Basidiomycota; Pucciniomycetes; Pucciniales; Melampsoraceae
Exons: 5
Coding region: 1-1461 (486 amino acids)
Source: RefSeq, a predicted model, not a curated record
AUGUCACGUGCCUAUGUACACGCUUGGGAAAGGCGACUUUGGACCGUCGCAAGCUACACUUCUCGUCGAUCUGGUCCAUUGGAUCACAUCCUCAAUGGGGUAAUAAUCUUCAAGCUUUCCAGCCAACCGACAAGGGCUGAAACCGGUGGAGCCAAUUCUGGAAUCUGGACCCACUUUGCGCCACUGCGGCGCAGUCCUGAACAUCCGACUGGAAAACCUGCACGCUCAGCAUUGUGGUCAGCACAGGCUCCCUUUCAAACUCGCCCAAGUCCUCCUGUCGUUCUCAUCUUGGAGCGACAUAUACGUCGAGGUUCUCUUCAAAUCAUACAUAGUCUACCCAUAGGCAACACAAUGACACGGAAACGUGAUCGUAAAAAGGGAAGAGAAGGAUUGAUUCGUGAUCAUCCUUCAGAAACCCCAAGCAUCAAGAGCCGAAGGAACCGAUAUAGGCAUAAUCGAUUAGUACGCCAUACAAACAUGGUCCUAAAUAGUCCAAACUUAAAAAAACAAUAUCAAGAUGUUAUUGUGGAACCUAAACCGGAUAAGGAAAAGUAUACAAACGAGCCAGGUCCUGGACAAGAGCCUGUUAUCCUAAAGGACCACAAACUCUGGGUAUUAUUGGAAAAGCGAUCUCGCAAGGUGGUUGCUCUUAUUCGUCAAACACCUUUCAAGUCUAUGACUUCAAAACAACGUUCCGAGUUACGAUUUCUUGCUAACUAUUUAGAUGAAGAGCGAGAGUUUUCGAACCCGAUCACGAGGAAAGGUGAUAUGCUGGGAGGAGAUCUGGGUACGGUGGGGUUUCACAAAGCGUUUCAUCCAUCAAAAGUGACUGGUCUUCGUCCCUGUAAGAGAGUACAAGGUAGUCGUAAACUGCUCACUUACUGGUGGAGACGAUGUGUACUUCGUCGUCCUAAAGUGCAAAACAUCUAUACACGACACUUCAAGUCCUUAUCGAAAUUUCUAUACAAAGAAACAUGCAAUCAAACUAAUCCCCACCAGAAAAAAGAUUCUCUUAGUUGGUCCUUGGGUAUCUUCUUACCAUACAACAACAAAACAGGCAAACUCGCCUACAAGCAUCAAGGUUUUGACGUUCAAGGUGGUGGUUUUUGGUGGCCAGAUCUUAAAUGUGGAGUCGAUUUUGGAUCAUGUGACGGGAUGACAGAAGUUUUAUGGCGAGGUAACAAAGAACUUGUAUGUACCAGACCCUCAAUCGAGCCUUCAGGAAACUUCACUCGAGUAGGAACUUCUUUUCAAGUUAAGACAAAGUACAAAAACGCCUGUGGUUCAAUUACAAAACGUUGGAAUUCUUACAUUAAUCCAGUCUUGACGAUAUCACAAAUCAAACAAAAGAAUUUGAAACGAAUUCGAUACAUUGGUAGUCCUUCAUUUUUAUAUAAGAUGUAUCUUAAACGAAUUGAACAGCAAGAAAAAGAAGCUUUAAGGAAAACCGGGUCUACAUAG